Messenger RNA from Drosophila ficusphila, 378 nucleotides. RefSeq lists its product as uncharacterized. The coding region runs from base 34 to 279 and encodes 81 amino acids. The transcript is spliced from 2 exons. Lineage: Eukaryota; Metazoa; Arthropoda; Insecta; Diptera; Drosophilidae. The record is from RefSeq and is a predicted model, not a curated record.
UCUGUAUUACUUUAACUCAUUGCCUUUUUGAAAAUGAUUCUCGUAUGGCUGAUAUUGGUGUCCAUACUUUUCAUUUAUCCUGCUGAUUCUAAAUUUUUCACACAUUGCAAUAAUGACGGGACUUGCGUUAAUGAGAAAUGGAGAAAUGGCACUCAUUACAACCUCACUUGUUUGAAUUGGAUGGAACUCGAGAGUGGCGAAGUAGAUACUUGUCCCAAGCCUUGGAAAUGCUGUCAUACGACGCAAUACGAAAAGAAGAUUCCAUAUCCAAAGGGCUAACCGUGAAGCCGUUAAUUUUAUAUCACCUAUAUGACAAAAUCACACAAACUGGUUUCUGAUUUUAUGACCCGUUAAAAAAUACAAAUCAAAACAAAAGGG